Molecule: messenger RNA, 876 nt
Organism: Emericellopsis atlantica
Lineage: Eukaryota; Fungi; Ascomycota; Sordariomycetes; Hypocreales; Bionectriaceae
Product: RWD domain-containing protein
Exons: 2
Coding region: 60-758 (232 amino acids)
Biological process (GO): cytoplasmic translation
Molecular function (GO): protein binding
Source: RefSeq, a predicted model, not a curated record
GGCUCACUUCCAUCUUUCAACAGGGCCAUUCAACCAAUAAACGCAAAGAUAUAAUCAGCAUGGGUCGCGAAGAUCAGAUAGAAGAGCGUGAAGUGCUCGAGUCCAUCUUUCCCGAAGAGAUCACAGACAUCUCAGAGACAGAAUACAAAGUCACCGUGACGCUAGACAUACCCGACGAGGAAGAAGAAGACCAGCCCAAAUUCGCCCUCAAUGUCAAGUACCCAGCAGACUAUCCCGAUGUGGCCCCUGACCUCGAGAUUCACACCGUGCCAAAUGCACCCUCGCAUCCAGACUUCAACGUCGGCGAGGACAGGGAGCAAUUACUAGCAGGCUUGGACGAGACAAUCCAGGAGAACAUGGGUAUGGCCAUGAUCUUCACGAUUGUAUCUGCCUUGAAGGAGUCUGCGGAGCAACUUGUCAUUGACAGGAAGGGUGCGGCGGAGGCGGAGAGAGAAGAGGCAGCUCUCGCCGCGGAGAGGGAGGAGAACAAAAAGUUCGAAGGCACCAAAGUCACGCCGGAGACAUUCCUCAAAUGGAGAGCUGGGUUCCUGAAGGAGAUGGAAGAGAAGCGCAUUCAGGAAGAGGAGGAAAGGUUGGCCGAAUUGAAGAAGGCCAAGGUGAAGGAGCCCAUCAAGCUGACGGGGCGACAGCUCUGGGAGCAGGGUUUGGCGGGCAAGGUGGACGACGGAGACGACGACGAGGAAGAGGAUGGUGUGCCGCCUACAGAGCAGAUGCAAAAGGUAAACAUAGAAGCGUAACAAGGAAGGUCAGAGUCUUGCAUUGCCUGGAGUUGGGGGUACGUAGUCGUUUGGAUCGAAUAUCACGUUAUUGCCCAGGACCGCCACAUAGUCGGCAUAACUGUUGCACAAUAUCGCG